Messenger RNA from Marmota flaviventris (yellow-bellied marmot), 2655 nucleotides. RefSeq names its product molybdenum cofactor sulfurase (gene Mocos). NCBI's taxonomy places the organism in Eukaryota, Metazoa, Chordata, Mammalia, Rodentia, Sciuridae. The record is from RefSeq and is a predicted model, not a curated record. Gene Ontology annotation, molecular function: molybdenum cofactor sulfurtransferase activity; pyridoxal phosphate binding; molybdenum ion binding. Gene Ontology annotation, biological process: Mo-molybdopterin cofactor biosynthetic process.
AUGGCUAGCGAAGCGACAGAACCCGGGGCCGAGCUGCUGGCUUUCACGCGGUUCCGCGACUCUAGCGCGGCGCGCCUCGCCUAUGGAUACGGCCCGCGCAGCCUGCUCGACAUGCGGGAGAGCGAGUUCGGCCGCCUGGCAGGAACUGUCUACCUUGACCAUGCAGGAGCCACCUUGUUCCCCCAGAGCCAGCUUACAAGCUUCACGAAUGAUCUCAUGAAAAAUAUUUAUGGUAAUCCUCACAGCCAGAAUACCAUCAGCAAGCUCACCCAUGACACUGUGGAGCACGUGCGCUACAGGAUCCUGGCCCACUUCCACACCACGCCAGAGGAGUACAGCGUGAUCUUUACUGCUGGGAGCACAGCUGCUCUCAAACUGGUGGCCGAGGCCUUUCCAUGGGUGUCUCAGAGCCCAGACAGCAGCGGAAGUCAGUUCUGUUACCUCACCGACAGUCACACCUCCGUAGUAGGAAUAAGGAAUGUGGUCAUGGCUAUGAAUGCCACAUCCACCGCGGUCAGUCCAGAGGAUAUGUGGUCAGCCAAGGAACAGGGUGCUGUGGCCUGUGAUCCAAACUGCCAGCUUCUGCAUCUCUUUUGUUACCCAGCUCAGAGUAACUAUUCAGGAACCAGAUACCCGCUGUCCUGGAUAGGAGAGGUCAAGUCUGGGCGGAUGAGCCCCGUGAGCGUGCCUGGGAAGUGGUUUGUGCUGCUGGAUGCAGCCUCCUAUGUGACCACCUCGCCUUUGGACCUGUCGGCUCAUCAGGCCGACUUUGUCCCCAUCUCCUUCUAUAAGAUCUUUGGAUUCCCCACUGGCCUGGGUGCUCUGCUGGUCAAUAAUCGUGUGGCUCCUCUCCUGAGGAAGAACUACUUUGGAGGAGGGACUGCCGCUGCCUACCUUGCAGGAGAGGACUUUUACAUCCCAAGGCAGUCGGUGACUGAAAGGUUUGAAGAUGGCACCAUUUCAUUCCUUGACAUCAUAGCACUAAAACAUGGAUUUGAUGCCCUGGAGCGCCUCACAGGUGGCAUGGAGAACAUCAGGCAGCACACCUUCACGUUGGCUCAGUACACCUAUACAGCCCUGUCCUCUCUCCACUACCCCAAUGGAGCCCCUGUGGUGCGGAUUUACAGAGACUCGGAUUUCAGCAGCCCUGAUGUUCAGGGUCCCGUCAUCAAUUUUAAUGUACUGGAUGACAAUGGGAACGUCAUUGGUUACUCCCAGGUAGACAAAAUGGCCAGCCUGUACAACAUCCACCUGCGAACUGGCUGCUUCUGCAACACUGGGGCCUGCCAGAGGCACCUGGGGAUAAGCAAUGAGAAGGUCAAGAAGCAUCUUCAGGCUGGUCAUGUCUGUGGAGAUGACGUCGACCUCAUAGAUGGGCAGCCUACAGGAUCUGUGAGGGUUUCAUUUGGAUACAUGUCUACACUUGAGGACGCCCAGGCCUUUCUCAGGUUCAUCAUAGCUACCCGCCUGCGCUCACCAAGUGAUCAGCUUCCGGCUGGUCCCAGGGAAGCUGGAGUCCCAUCAGCAGAGGGCAAAGCCCAGGACAUGCCUGCUGUCACAGACAGACAUGUCCUGCCUCAGAAUGACAUCGGCACAGGCUCUGGGGUUUGCCCUGACUCUCAUCCAGGUUCCAAUGCCAUGUGUUUGCAUCCACCACAAAGUGAGGCCACCAGAAGCCAGCAGCUGUCUUUGGAAAAAGCUGCAGGUGCCCUGCAUGGGGACCAUGGGCCACGCGUUGUCACCAACCUUUACCUCUACCCCAUCAAGUCCUGUGCUGCCUUUGAGGUGACCAAGUGGCCUGUAGGCAACCACGGGCUGCUGUAUGACCGGAGCUGGAUGGUUGUGAAUCACAACGGCAUUUGCCUGAGUCAGAAGCAGGAGCCCCGCCUCUGCCUGAUCCAGCCCUUCAUUGACCUGCAGCAAAGGAUCAUGGUCAUCAAAGCACAAGGGAUGGAACCUAUAGAGGUGCCUCUUGAGGAAGACAGUAAACAGGCUCAGAUUUGCCAGAGCAAGGUCUGUGCUGACAGAGUAAACACUUACGACUGUGGAGAAAAAGUUGCAAGCUGGUUGUCAAAGUUUUUUGGCCGUCCAUGUCACUUAAUCAAACAAAGUUCAAGCUUCCAGCGAAAUGCAAAGAAGAAACUUGGAAAAGAUCUGCCUCCUGGCACAGCAGCUACCCUUUCCCUGGUGAAUGAGGCACAGUAUCUGCUGAUAAACACAUCGAGUAUUCUGGAACUUCAGCAGCAAUUAUGCACCAGUGAUGAGAAUGGAAAGAAGGAAUUAUUCCCGAUGAAAGAUCUCAUCUCGCGUUUCCGUGCCAAUAUCAUUACCAAUGGAACAAGGGCUUUUGAAGAAGAGAAAUGGGGUGAGAUCUCAAUUGGUCCCUUGAGAUUCCAGGUUCUGGGGCCUUGUCACAGAUGCCAGAUGAUUUGCAUCGACCAGAAAACUGGGCAACGAAAUCAAAAUGUUUUCCAAAAACUUUCUGAGAGUCGUGAGAGAAAGGUGAACUUUGGUGUAUACCUGAUGCAUGAAUCUUUGGAUUUAUCUUCUCCAUGUUUCCUGUCUGUGGGAUCUCAGGUGCUCCCUGUGUCUAAAGAGAAUGUGGAACUCCACAACUUACCUGCUCUGAAGAAACACCAGGAUGUUAGCUCCUAA